CACACACACACACACACACACACACACAGACGGAGAUGCCAGCCGUGAGAGAACAGAAGGACGAAUCCGAGUCAUCGUCUGAAGAUGAGGCGGAGAAACCUCCGUGCAUUGCCUGGAGUGGUGUCAGCAAGCGGAUUCCCGUGCUGCUCUUCUGUGCAGAAGCCGUUGUGUCCAAAGAUGUGGUCAUCCGCUCUGUUGGAGAAAAAUAUAACUUGGCCUUCAAGAUUGUGUGUACGGAGAGCCGUCUUGUUCGUGGCAUGCUGGUCAAUCAUGGAUUCCACGAGGUGCACCCAAAUAGCAAUGAUUUUAACCUGAUGUGGACCGGCUCACACCUGAAGCCCUACCUUCUGCGCUCUCUGCAGGAUUUCCAGAAAGUCAACCACUUUCCCAGGUCGUACGAGCUCACGCGGAAAGACCGGCUCUACAAAAACAUCCAGAGGAUGCAGCAAACCCACGGCUUGCAAAACUUCCACAUCGUACCCCAGACCUUUGUGCUUCCUGCAGAGUUCCAGGAAUUCAGCAGCUCCUUCAGCAAAGACAAGGGUGCGUGGAUCAUCAAACCAGUGGCGUCCUCCAGGGGCAGAGGCAUCUAUCUAGUCAGCAGUCCGAGUCAGAUCCCACUGGACGAGAAUAUUCUGGUGUCGCGCUACAUCAGCAAUCCUCUGCUAAUUGACGGUUUUAAGUUUGACGUGCGUCUGUAUGUGCUGGUGACCUCAUAUGACCCUCUCCUGAUCUAUCUCUAUGAGGAAGGUCUUGCCAGGUUUGCCACGGUGAAGUAUGACCACGCCACGGCAAACAUCAAGAACCAGUUCAUGCAUCUGACCAACUACAGUGUCAACAAGAAGAGCAGCGACUACGUCAGCUGCGAUGACCCUGAAGUAGAGGAUUAUGGGAACAAAUGGAGCAUGAGCGCAAUGCUGAGAUAUUUGAGGCAAGAAGGCAAAGACACCACAUUGCUCAUGGGCCAGAUCGAGGAACUGAUCAUUAAAGCUCUUUUGAGUGCUGAGAUCCACAUCGCCACAGCCUGCAAGAUGUUUGUCCCUCAUCGCUGCAACUGCUUCGAACUGUACGGCUUCGACGUUCUCAUUGAUUCCAACCUCAAACCGUGGCUCUUGGAAGUGAACCUCUCUCCUUCAUUGGCAUGCGAUGCUCCUCUGGAUUUAAAGAUAAAGGCCAGCAUGAUCUCCGAUAUGUUUUCUCUUGUGGGUUUUGUGUGUCAGGAUCCAUUAUUACGACAGCCGCGUCCCGACAGAGCUGGGAUUGAUUCAAGAAUGAAGAAUCCUCCGCAGAAACUUCAGCGUCAGAGACUGCCAUCCGCUAACAGUGCAGACCCAGAAGCUCAGAGAGAGAAACCCGGUGCUAAGCUAGCGGAGAGUACGCUGAGUCUGACGGCAGAAGAGAUGAAAGUGCUGAGGAGGGCACAGGAGGAGUAUGACAGGAGGGGUGGGUUUGUUCGGAUCUUUCCUACUCCGGACACCUGGGAGCUUUACAGUGGUUAUCUGGAAUACAAGAGCUCUAUGAACGCCAUGUUGGCUAAUAAACUUUUCCAUGGAAGAUCUGUGAUCUCCCGAUCGAGGAACAGGGUGAGUGAUGAUAGAUCUCUGGUUGUGGGGACCUUCUACACGCACCAUGUGGUCCAAUAUGAAAGGAAGCUUCUUAGUCUGGAGACACGCAAGCAGAGACGCAAACCCGGACGAGCCUCCGCCGGAAGAAGACGAGCAGGUCUGAAAGCGUCUCAGUCCCCUCACAUGAGUGAGAAUGAGGACGGGGUUGAGGGAGAGAUAGAGCUAAAAUCACCUCACCUCCACACAAACACUGCGCUGGAACAAACCUCACAACCCAAAGUCAACCUGCUCCACAUUCUCCAGCAAGAAUGGGACCUCAGUAAAGUUCAAGCACGCAUGGCCUUCUCCUCUUACCUGCACCGUGUGCAGCUGCGCCUACUGGCUGAGAGCAGAGCCAACAUGGGCCCGGCCUGGACACAGAAGGAGCACGAUCAGAUGGAGCUGGUCAUCCGCUUUCUGAAGAGAGCCAGCAGUAACCUGCGUCAGGACAUGUGUCUGGAGGAGCCCAGCCGUCAGCUGUGUCUGUCAGACCGCCAGCGCAUCCUCUCCCAUCAGCUCGGGAACUUCAUACAGCUCUAUAACCAGGAAACCAAGCAAAUGGUGGAGAGUUUGGACAAGAUUCCAGAUGAGGAUCGCUGCAUCAACUCCAAUGUUUUCCAGGAGUUUAUUCUGGAGGCGAGUGAAAAUGACUUGGAGGAAGUCCUUACGUUCUACACGCAGAAGAAUAAGUCUGCCAGCGUGUUUCUGGGCACGAAGUGUGACAGCAGCAGAGUCGAGAGGAACAGAGAGACAGCUGCGUGUAUCAACACAGACGCCUCUGAUGGUUUAGACAACGCAGAUGCAAUCAGCAAGAUCCAAAACACAGACAGUACUGCAGCUCAAACCGGAAACCAGGGCCAAAGUAAAUUAACCCAAAGCACAGAAAACUGUAGUGCAACUAAACAUGGUAACAAAACCAAAUGCAACUCAUUGCAAAAUGGACACAUCCAAAGGAAAAGCCAAAGUGGAGACUGCACCGCUAUUGAAGUGCUACCCAAUCCUUCGACUGCCGCAGAGACCGAAUCAAGAGCAAGCAAGACUCACACUUCUGCUGUCAGAAACAAGAGAACAAGCAGCGAUCAAUCGAACGCUGCAGCUCUGGAGUGUGAACACAUCGUCUUACAGCACUGCCUCCCGCCGCCUUACGUCCAGCCGCCGCCACAUCCACUGGCCAACAGCUCGUCUGUGUGUGUCAAAUGGGCCUCCGCACGCAGCGAAUCUACUGCAUCAACAGCUGCCCAAGAAACAUCUCGACCGAUCCAUCCCACCUGUGUCCUACCCAGAGCCACGCACCUCUCCAUCCAGAGAUCAGCACGGCCGUCCUCCGCAGGACACAUGAGUCAGAAGCCCAGUCUGAGUAAGUCCAGACCUGGUUCUGCUGGUUUGCUGAAAGAGACUGACUCGCUGUCGGCCCAGGCUCAGUCCAACCAGCUGGCCAUCGUAUCUGCUCUGCGCAAACUAGUGGAGAAACAGGCGGCUCGUCAGUACAGCACAUCCAGUCACAUCAGCCUCCUCACGCAGCAUCUGACGAAUCUGAAUCUGGCCAAUGGGCUCUUCAGCAGAGGAGGUCUCACGUUGAGUCCCGGGGUCCGGCACGGGCCUGUGAGAGCGGUGCAUACAAACACGACCGCUGGGAACUCUGGUCUCAGGGCUGCUUGUGAAGCCGAGUCGGUGUGUGACGUAGAUCUGCUCAGCGCUCAGAAGCCGCCGCCGCCGCCGCCGGCUGCGGGAAACUACCAGCUUCAGUUCGCCAUCCAGCAGCUGCAGCAGCAGAAGCUUCGAUCCAGACAGCUGCUCGACCAGAGCCGCACGCGUCACCAGGCCAUUCUGUCGGCACACACGCUCACACCUGCUGCUUCAGCACGACCUCACGCUCCCAGCAGCCCUCUGAGCCAGCCGUUCAGACGCACCUUCAACCAGACGGGCCGCGCCGGGCUCCUCACGCUCGUGCCCAAACCUCCCAGCAGCACGCCGAGAGACGGACGCGUGCGCAAGACCGUCACACACGCUCUCCACAAGUAA
Messenger RNA from Sinocyclocheilus grahami, 3626 nucleotides. It is a transcript of the gene ttll5, whose product is annotated as tubulin tyrosine ligase-like family, member 5. The record is from RefSeq and is a predicted model, not a curated record. Gene Ontology annotation, cellular component: ciliary basal body. Lineage: Eukaryota; Metazoa; Chordata; Actinopteri; Cypriniformes; Cyprinidae. Bases 36 to 3626 code for a protein of 1196 amino acids. Gene Ontology annotation, biological process: protein polyglutamylation; microtubule cytoskeleton organization. Gene Ontology annotation, molecular function: tubulin-glutamic acid ligase activity; tubulin binding. The transcript is spliced from 29 exons.